GGGUUUUUUUUUUAUCUCGGUUUCGUAAUGAAGAAAUUUUCUUUUGAGACAGUAACACUUGUUCUGUUAACAAUCUCAGGAUAUGCAGUAGCGCAAAAUGUCCAAGCUAGAUACGAUGCAUCCUGCGGCUACUUGGCAAACAAAAUACACUGCUUUGGGGGUGCUACCAGUAUCGAAGUCAAAAAAUCCGAUACUAGCAUGAUUACACUAGACAUCUUAAACCUGAGCCAAAGCACAGCAGACGAGUUAAAAACCAAAUGGACAUACGUCACCACAGAUACUCGUGGUGCAGAUGUUCGACCAAGAGACGGUCCUCAAAGUGUAUUACUACCUGAUGGAGAAACUAUGAUAAUAAGCGGCGGGUUUACACCUGGAAACAACAAGUUGAAUAGUCAGGCAAUCUCUUUCAAUGCAAAAUCUAUGUCUUGGGCAGAGUAUGGGAAUUACAAUGAAGUCCCGUAUGGUGUUCGACAAAUCUAUCAUGCACCUUCUACAUAUGUUCCAGAUCAUGGAAUUGCCUUCUAUGGAGGUCUAGAAACUAACUACAAUAAGAGUUUUUCUAUUCCUGGUGUAAAUGUAACUGCAUAUCAAGAUGAUAAAAGUGACAUAAGAAACUUUGGGUAUCUAAGUCUGACUUUUUUGGAUAUCAGAAAUCCAUCCAAUCCAUGGUCAGUUUAUCCCAGCCAAAAGAAUACACCAACUUAUUUAGGAAGGUAUCAAACAUCCGUAUUUGAUGCCAAAAGCAACCGUAUAUUUUAUUUUGGCGGUAAAUACCAAGACCCUCCAUCUCUUAUUGUCAUCUACUAUACGUUUAAAAACUCAGUCACGUUUGAUAUGACAAAAGGUGAAUGGGGUUCGCAAGAUUUUAAUGGAGUAGGUCCUACUACAAGAACUGGUCAUUCGACCACAUUGAUUGGGCCCGAUAAACGAGAUAUAUUGGUGUAUGGCGGACAUAGUGAAGCAAAUAAUUUUUUACCUAAUCUCGAUUAUUGUUUCACAUUGAAUCUUGAUUCAUAUCAGUGGACGCAACAAUCACUACAAGGACCAGACAAUCCAAUUUUGAUUCGAACACAACACUCAGCUGUUCCUGUAAACAACGAUACGGUGUUUAUUGUUUUUGGAAAAGAUCCUAUCAAUGUGCCUACACUCUCGUUGUUAAUUCUCAAUGUAUCAGAUACAUCCAGAAUUACUUUACUUAAUAGCUUUGUCGAUCCCAAUGUACCAGCUGUUGACCCAACGACUAAAUUACCUUAUUCAGAAAAUCAUACUCUCAGCAAGGAAGCUAUUAUUGGUGUCGGUGUUGGCUCAGCCCUAGGUGGUAUCAUUAUCAGUUUUUUGAUCUUCUUUUUGAUUAAAAAAAGAAAGAUCAAAAGAGAUGCGGUUGGACAGAAUGAAGAACCCUCAGAUAUGGAAGUCGAUUGGGACAAAAUUGAAACAAAAUAUGUUCCUGCUCCUACCAAACCUUUUGGUUAUACUACUGAAGCAUCAGAAAAUAACUCCACAAUGAUCGACCGUAGUACAAUGCUUUUUCAGGGGACUGCACAAACAAACAAUAAACUGCAAAGGCCCAAUGUGUUUGAUGGAGAUUGGCUUACUGACACAAGUGAUAUAAGGUUACUACAGAAGCCUGAUGGAAGAAUUACAUAACUUACUCUUAGAAUUCACCCAAAAACAUAAUUUAGUACUUUUGGGUUAAUAAAUAAAACCCUAGCUAUUGUGCCGUAUUUCUUAAUUGACAUGUUCCUUUUAUUCAGGAAUAUUAUCCUAUUCGGAAGCUGCGAAAAAGAAAAGAAAGAUAAGAAGGGCCGUUCAGAUUCGAC
Mucor mucedo is the source of this 1820-nucleotide messenger RNA. RefSeq lists its product as uncharacterized. Lineage: Eukaryota; Fungi; Mucoromycota; Mucoromycetes; Mucorales; Mucoraceae. Bases 28 to 1647 code for a protein of 539 amino acids. The record is from RefSeq and is a predicted model, not a curated record. The transcript has 9 exons. Gene Ontology annotation, molecular function: protein binding.